UCGCCCGGGAGUCGUGAACACGCUUUGGAGCCAGAACAGCCGGCGCCCUCAAAGGUGCCUUCCGGCGGGAAGGAUGGACUUGGGCAAGAGCAAGCUCCUGCGCACUGGCCUCAACGCCCUGUACCAGGCGAUCCAUCCCAUCCACGGCAUCGCCUGGACCGACGGCAAGCAGGUGAUCCUGAUGACGCUGCAGCUGCAGAACCAGGAGCCCAAGUUCGGGAACUCGCGCAUCAUCGGGCAGUUCGAGCACGUGCACGGGCUGACCUGGAGCCCCCCGGGUGUCAGCGGCAGCCCCACGCUGCUGGCGGUGCAGCACAAGAAGCACGUGACCGUGUGGCAGCUGUGCGCCAGCCCCUCGGAGCGGAGCAAGCUGCUGGUGUCGCAGACGUGCGAGAUCGGGGAGCCCUUCCCCGUGCUGCCGCAGGGCUGCGUCUGGCACCCCCACAAGGCCAUCCUGACGGUGCUCACCAGCCGCGACGUCUCCGUGCUGCACUCGGUGCACUGCGACAACUCGCGGGUGAAGGCCGACCUGGUCAAGGUGCACGGCUUCGUGCACUGCGCCUGCUGGACCCGGGACGGCCAGCGGCUGGUGGUGGCCGUGGGCAGCGCGCUGCACUCCUUCACCUGGGACGAGGCGCAGAAGGCCCUGCACCUGUGCUCCUGCUGCCCCGUGUUUGAGGUGGGCAGCCCCAUCUGCUCCGUGCUGGCCACCGUGGACAUGCAGAUCGCCGUGGCCACCGAGCUCCCGCUGGACAAGAUCUGCAGCCUGGGCUCCAUGGAGGCCCUGGAGAUCUCCCCCUCGUCCCGGGCGGGCAGCACGCAGCCGCCCUUCACGGACCCCCGGAAGACCACCGGCAACUCGGAGCCCUCCUCCUCCUCCUCCGCGUCCAUCUCGUCUUCGUCCCUGGAUUCCCUGGUGCUCUCUCAGAUUCUGCCCAGGAGCUCCCGGUCAGACUCCAACUCGCUCUUCAACCUCCGAGACAAGGACUGCUUGUCUGCCAUGGAUCAGGACUCCUCCCAUCUGGUCCUGGUGACCUUCGACAGGAUGGUCACCGCCACCCGCAAGGUGGGCAUCCCCGGCAUCCUGGUGCCGGACAUGCUGGCCUUUGACCCCCGGUCGCAGGUGGUCGCCGUGGCCUCCAACAUGUGCCACAUCAUCCUGAUCUACGCGCUGGGCUCCUCGCUGGCUCCCAGCGUCCAGUGCAUCCGGCUGGAGUCCUGCGAGAGGCCCAAGGGCAUCUGCUUCUUGUCCGACAAGCGCCUGCUGAUCCUGGUGGGGAAGCAGAAGUUCACGGACCCCACCUUCCUGCCCUCCUCCAAGUCCGACCGCUACACCAUCCGCCUGGUCAUCAGGGAGAUCAGCUUCGAGGAAGAGCCCUCCUGGAGGUCCGUCUGGAGCCAGCAGGACUUCUGCAACGUCAAGGUGACGCUGGGCAUGCCCACCAAGAAGAAGCUGGGGGAGAGCCACUACCCUAUCUUCUACCCCCCGCGGAAGGAGCUCCUCCUCCCCGGGAGCCUCACCAUCCACUCGCGGACGAGCGGCAAGACCCUGAUCGAGGAGAUCUCGGAGCCUUCCCAGAGCUCCAGGUUCAACUCGCCGCCGCCCCCCACCGCCGCCUCUGCAGAAAGGCCGGAGGCCGGCCCUGGCCUCCAGCCCGCGGCCCUCCCCAGCCCCCACGCCGGGCCAAACUCCCCGAAGAACCACUGCCGCCUGAUCCACGAGCCCCUGAACCUUCCCCAGGGCCAAGCCGCCAGCAACGAGAAGGAGGAAAGUCGGCUGUGCGCGACGCUGGACAGGCUGUCCGGGAACUUCACAGACCUCCACCAGCGCCUCUCCGAGCUCCUCGAGCUCCUGCGCAACCAGAAGCAGUCGCCCGCCCCCACCAGUUACCCGCACUCUCAAGACCCAUGUUUUCUUCUCAUCACCUGCCAGAAGCCCUCCUCCGCAGGCCCUGUGGUGGACAAGAGAGCGGUCCUUCUCUGCGAAGGCAAGUUGCGCCUGCAGAUGGUCCAGCAGAUGUUCGGUAUCUCUUUGGUGGAGAUGCAGCACGGCUCCCUCUGGAUCCUCCUUUCUGCCGACAGUGAAGGCUUCAUCCCGUUAAUCUUCUCAGCCUCCCAGGAGAUCAUCAUCCGUGACGGCAGCGGCGGCGACGGCAGCGGCAGCAAUAGCGCCAGUGCCAGCGCCAGCGCCAAUGGCAGCGCCAACGGGCUGGGUUCCCCCACGCAGUGAGUCGGCGUCCGUCUGCGGAGUGUGCAUUUGCACCUGAGCGGUGCCCACCCCUCUGCGAGGCUAUUCUGCGCCGUUGAGACGUCUGGCACUCUCAGGGACAGUUGGGUCUGAAAGGGGCCGCUGUGUCACUUUGCAGAGAGACAGGAAGAAUACAGUCUGGUGACGCUGCCGCCACCGCCACCAAGGAGUCUCUCUCUUUCUGUGGCUGCCACGGGGGCUGAGGGCGUCCAGGCCCAAGGAGGCUUGAGCUACGAGCCGGGGAGUCACGACCCCCGCCCGCCUCGGCUUCCUCACCUGUAAAAUGGCCCUCGCCACGGCCCUCCCUGCCGGGCUGGUUUGUGAGGACUGUAAAAGCUUAUCCCAGUACCUGGUACGCAAUAGGCCAGUUCUGUUCCUUCUAGCACGCCCCGCCCCCAGUGCUCGGGCCUGGCUCCGCGAGGAGGGCGUCCGCGGGGUCCCCGCCUGUGGAGAGGAGGACACCAGGUGAAGACCAGAGUGGGGGGAGCCGGGAGGGGAGAGCGGGAGGCGGCCCCGAGCUGAGUCCUGAGUGAGGGAACCUCCGGAUGCUGAGAGGCAGAGGAAAAAGGGGGAGUGGGACGGCCCGGGCAGAGGGAAGUCACGGCCGACAGCUGGAAAGGGAGGCAGCUGGGAGAAGCCUGGGGGGGUGGGAGAGAGCAUGUUUGCCCCUGGGGGUGAUGUGCCCUGAGAAGGGGGGCAGGGUGGCCAGACUGGUGCUUCAGGAAGAUCCCUGUGGUGGCUGGAGGGGGGAGAGAUGGAGGCAGGCGGUGCUUCCCCCCCCUCCCCCCCCCGCCCCCACUGACUGCAGGAGUCCAGGCAGGGCCUGCACUGGGCUGGGGGCGGGUCAGAGGAAAGAGGAAGAGGAGGCCCUGACAUGAGAUGUGGAGGAGAUGCAAUGGCUGGGCCUGGAGGAGCUCCUGCUGCAGCCACAUUGGUGCAAAACUUCUCCUUCCUCCUCAUCCACACAGCCUCUCUUUGGGCGCUCAGCAUUUCGUUUUUGAGCAGCUGCUGCUCUCCGAUUUCUUGUUUCCUCUGUCUUUGGGAGAUCAGGAGGAGGAGGAAGGAGGAGAAGAAAGGAGGGAGAAUAGAAGGAAAUAGGGAAGAAGGAACAGGGGAGAAUAGAGGAAGGAGAAAGGAAGGAAAGGAGGGAAGGAUAGAAGGAAGGAAGAAGGGAUAGAUGGGAAGAGGGAAUGAUAGAGGGAAGGAAGGGAGAUAAGAGGAAGAAAAUGAGAAUAGAGGAAGGAGGGAGGCUAAAAGGAAAGAAGGAAAGGAGGAGAGGAGAGAAGAUGGAAGGAAGGAAAGAAGAGUGGCUAUAAGGAAGGAAUGAAAGGAGAGUAGAAGGAAGGAAGAAGAGAUAGAGGGAAGAGAGAUGGAAGGAGAGAAGAAAGAGAAGGGGAAAGUAGAUGAAGUAAAAAGGGAUAAAUAGAAAGAGGGGAGGAUAGAGGGAGGGAAGGGAGAUAGGAGGAAGAAAAGAAUAAUAGAGGAAGGAGAGAGGCUAAAAGGAAGGAAAGGAGGUGAUGAGAGAAGAUGGAAGAGAGGAUAGAAGGAAGAAGAUAAAGGGAAGGAAGGGAGAUGGGAGGAAGGAAAGGAGAAUAGGAGGAGGAAAGACAGAAGAGGGGAAAAUAGAUGGAGAGAAGAUGGAAGAAAGGAAGGAAAGAAUAGAAGGAAGGAGGGAAGGAGCAGGGAAGAGAGAGGAGAGGAGAAUAGAGGAAGAAAGAGUUUGGAAGGAUGAAAGGCAGAGAGAAGGGAGGAAGAAGGGGUAGAAAGGAAGGAGGAGGGGGCUUGCUCCAGCAGUUGCCAGGAUGGCAGUGGGGGGCACGAUUCCUCACCGGCUGCCACGCCUCCUCUGCUUCCUGCUGUUUCAGGGGCCUGGCUGUCUGUGCCCACGUACCCUCCCCUCCUCAGCGUGCCGCUCUCCUAGCAGCUCCUUUCUUUGGAGCCGGCCUGCCAGGCCUUGGCUUUGCUCCUGGAUGUUUCAAGACUCUCCUGGAGGCCCGUGGCCCUGGCCUCAGGACUUCCCAGGCGCUGAAGGCUGGUUUUCCCAUGGACUCCCUUCUUGGGUUUUAUUGCCCAUGGAUUGUGGUAUCUUGGCUGCUGUUUCUCCCCUUGGUGUCUACUUUGGUGGGUGUCCAGAGGAAAUCUUCUCUUCCCCUUUAUCUUUUUUAAAAAAUAGGAUUGUUGGCCCCCCUGUCGUUGUCACCCCUUUGCUAGCCAGUUCAGGCCCACAGCCUGUCACUUUUGUAUUUAAACCCCACCUUUGUGGCCAUUUGUCCGCCUCUCCAGGCCACCUUCCCCUUCGGCCUCCAGCCUGUGCACCUGGAGCCUCCCUUUCUUGAGUGAUGGUGCCCCCCAGCAGCUUGUGCCCGCGGACAUCGGGAGGCUCCAGGCUGAUCAGGCGAAGCUCUGUGGCUCCAGGGCCUGGGAAGCUAGCCGAACGCUUUCCUCUUGUUCCUUGGGUCCUUCUCUGCCAUCCCUGGGCUCCCUCCCGAGCAGCCAGCUCUAGAAGAGGCUCAGGAAGGGCCUUGAAGUCAUCUUUGAGCUGUAAUGAUGCAGGGGUUCUUUCCCUCUUCCACCCGCUGCAACAUUCUGGGGCUCUCCAGGAUUCUGAAGAAGGUGGCCGGGUUCCCUCCCCAUUGUCUGUGAUAGGACCCAUGGAGGAUCCCGUAGGUCCCUGGGCCUCAUACAGACCUCAGAGCCCACCCGGCCUCUCAUAGAAGAGGGAAGGAAGGGGUGGUAAGUUGUUGUCUGAGCCAAUGGCAGACGGGUCUGGUGACGGGACUGAACAGUUUAAGUCCUCUACAAGGAUGUGCGCCUCUGGGCCAGGACCAGGGGACUGUCACCCCCUCCAGACUUUCCUGAUGACCCUUUGGUCCUGUCGCUGCCACAGGCCUCAGAUGCUAGGCCCUCUGACACACUCCUUCCCAUGAGGUAGGGUCUGCAUUUGAUGAGUCUGGGGCCUCCCUCCCCCUCCUCUUCCUGAGCUAUUUCUACUCUUUGAAUGAAUCUAAAUGUGAGAGUUGAGAAACUGCCCUGGGAUCCUUUCUGAGGCAGGCGGCCACCCUUGGCCAUCUCCAUCUUGGGGAAGAAAAUGUCAGAGGAUAUGUGCAGGAGAGCUGAGCUCCAGGAGCCAAACCUUUUUGUUUACAAAAACAUGGCUUUCCUUUUUGAUUUUUCCUGUGCUUCAAUCUGCUUGUUAAAUUAAAUUUUGAUUCCUUUACUUUGAUGAAUUAAAAUGAUGUCUGCUCUGAA
Antechinus flavipes (yellow-footed antechinus) is the source of this 5497-nucleotide messenger RNA. RefSeq names its product WD repeat and coiled coil containing (gene WDCP). NCBI's taxonomy places the organism in Eukaryota, Metazoa, Chordata, Mammalia, Dasyuromorphia, Dasyuridae. Bases 74 to 2230 code for a protein of 718 amino acids. Gene Ontology annotation, molecular function: kinase binding. The record is from RefSeq and is a predicted model, not a curated record. The transcript has 4 exons.